Parasteatoda tepidariorum (common house spider) is the source of this 2700-nucleotide messenger RNA. Its product is annotated as putative RNA-binding protein 18. Gene Ontology annotation, molecular function: RNA binding. Lineage: Eukaryota; Metazoa; Arthropoda; Arachnida; Araneae; Theridiidae. The record is from RefSeq and is a predicted model, not a curated record.
AAAUAACCCUUGAACUUGGUAGAUUUCUUUUCAACUAGGAGCAAGAAUCGCACAAACAUAGCCAAACGAAAACUGAUUUAUGAAACAAAAUAUAUAAAUAAAAAUUGUAUAAGGCAAAAUUAGGAGCCAGUUUGUCUGAAAACAUUAUUUAAAUGUUAUAGAUGUCAUGAUUAUUAUAAUCGUUAGAAUUAAUUUUAUUUAGAAGUCUCGACAUUAAAUUUAGCCAUGUAAUAUUUCGAUGAUGUAGACAAUGUAAUAAUAUUCAAAAAUCUCAGAAUAAGCAAUGUCCAUUGAAGCAAGUAUUCCUUUACCAUUGGACCCUUCACCUCCACCUGAAGCAGAUGAAAAGAGACUUUGGAUUGGAAACAUUGACAGCCGUUUGACAGAGUACAACCUGCUGAAAAUUGUGCAACAGUUUGGAAAAAUUAAGAAGUUUGACUUUUUGUUUCACAAGUCUGGACACUUGAAGGGUCACCCUAGAGGAUACUGUUUUGUGACCUAUGACAGGAGAGAGGAAGCUGAAAAGGCCAUGAUAAAUCUGAACGGAAAACUUUUUAUGGGAAAAGAAUUGGCUGUUAAGUGGGCCCACACAGCACCAUCUGAUUCAGUUACUCAACAGAAAUCCACCAAAACUAUUUGUGACACACAACCUGAUGAAUCUAAGAAGUCUAAAAGCUCUCUGCAUCAGAUAAUGGCAAUUGAAGCAAAAUUAAAAGCUAUGAAAGAACAGCGAGAGAGAGAACUUGAAAUGUGUUUAUCACCUGCAACUGUAACUGCAGACAAUCCUUCCAAACAAUCUCACAAAAAACACCACAAUGUUCCGUACCACGUCGAAAAGAGACGCCACCGAAGAUGAUACGUUGCCACACAGUUAACUAAAUUUUAACCCUUGUACAUAUAUGUUUCUUAAUAAAUUGUAUGUUUGAAUGUUUAUUCAACCUCCCCUAUUUAUAUCUUUGGUGGAAAGCUGUGAAAUUUCAAAGUACCCACCAAUGUCACCCAUUAAUCUGGAACUAUUUAUGUUACAUGUCUUUUAAUAGUGUAGACUUUCAAUUACAGUAGAGCCCCGAUUAUCCAAGUUCCCGCUUAAACCGAGCUAUCAAAUAUUUCAAGAAUUUUAAUUUUUUUGUUCUAGUUUAUAUUUUAUUUUUAAAACUACCACUGAAAAAAAAAUUCUGAAUUUUAUCUUCCAAACACUCAGGGAAAGAAGCUGACAGAUAACACGAGAUUAAAGAUGAAAUGAUUGUUAAUAUCGUCAAUAAUAAAAUGAAUCUAGUGAAGACACUGAAAAUCAACAUGUGAAAAUCUCUCAUACCGAUGAACUAAAAGCGAUCUAAAGUGCUGUUGAAUAUGUAGAGCAACCAGAAGUAGUGAUGCCAGCCUUCUUGUCAUCCCUAAAAAAAUGUGAAACACUGCUGCAUAAAAAAAAACAUCAACAUAGAAAAAAAACUAGGCAAGAAUAUACUGGGGCCUGAGAUCUUUAAAAAAAAGAGAGAAAAAAAGUCGGUUGUUUCGCGUCUUUAAGUGAAGGAAGAUUGUUGCCCUAUUAGUUAUUCCACUUCCAUCUAUUCCAUCAAGAUUAACGUUUGCCAUUUGCUUUCGCUUUAGUUCAGUCCUCUGUUUUGUGAGAGAAUGAAAAAAGUGUGUUAUUUGCAUUAGAAUUUUAAUGAAAUUAUAUUUAUCAAAAGAGAAUAAAUGACAUUGAAGAAGAAACAAUGAAGUAUGUUUAUGUGUAUUUGAUUAUAAAUAAUUAAUUGAUUGAUUUAUUACAAAUUUAUAUAAUUGAUAUGAAGUAAUUGAUGUGUAUAUAAUUGAUGUGAUUACAAACCCAACAAGUGAUAUAAAAGAGUACAUAGAAAAUACGACAAUCGUGUUAUUUUUAAAGUUUCAAUUUUUAUUUAUGCGAAUAUUGUGUUUUUAAUUUCUUUUAGUUCUAUUUGAAACAUUGCAUUUUAAGUAUUAAUUUUUCUUUAAAAAAAUGCGAUUCUUAAUCAUUAGUACUAGACAGAACUCAAUAAUAGUCAAAAUCAAAGAAGUUUUCUGAAAAUAUUGAGUUAAAGUUAUACAAAUUAUGUGUAAUAUUUACUUAGUUUUAAAUAAGAUACAUCUGUUCUAAAUUCUUAGUUCCAUAAUAUUUUUUCAUAUUGUAGAUUUAUAAUUAGUUAUUUCGUUGUUGUGUUGGACAGAGCUUUUAAAUUAAAAAUAUUUUCACACCACAAAAUAAAUAAUAAUAAUGAUAAUGAAUGUUGGAUAAUGAAUGUAAUGAAUCAAAAUACAAGAAGAGUUGUAGUAUUCAUAUUGUUUCGCAUUUAUAAAACUUUUUAUUUAGAAUGUGCUUCCAAAUUCAGUUUCUUUUUCUUUAUUACUUGCUUAAAAAUUGCACACUAAAAAUAAUUAAAAGUUUUAAGAAUAUCUAAACUUCUUCAGUCAUAGCCAGGCCUUUUUUCAGCCCCGUGUCUUCUUUUUAUUUAUAUGUUAUAUAAAACUACUAAAAUGUCAUAAUUAGUUUAACUAAAUCUCAAUUCCAAAUGAGCUGUAUUAAUAUGAUAAACUGACGGGACUUUAUUUUGUGACAGAGAACAUUGAAAAGCAGCCUAAUACAUUGCUCCAAACUCUUUCAAUUGUAUUAUAAUUCAAAUAAAAUAUUAUGCAUGUCAUGAAUUGGAUUCAGAUGGAAAUUAAAUUUUGAUGAACUUCAAA